AUGGCUCAACAUACUGAGUCUGACUUCACCGGCGGGAUGCUCGGACUGGACGAGGUCCUACGGGAUGUUGGCGUUGAUGCAUCCGGCCUCCAGCAACUCGGAAUCCAAACUGGACCUCGUCUAACUGCCCAGACGGGUGCUGGUUACAUGGACGACGAACCUAUGUCCGACGACGAACUUGUGGAGAGCGCGCCUCGCAAGGGAGCAUCGUAUAGCACCGCUAUCACUGCUCCAAUGAUGACCUCCAAUAUUGUGCAAGCUCCUGCGAAGAAGACAAAGAUUGUCAAGACGAAGCGGCUUAUAGAGCGAAAGAAGACUGUCUAUGAAAUCUUCCCAAGUUUUACCCCCGACCGACCACUUGACUUUGUCGAUCUCUUUGGACAGAGAGCAAAGAAGCCGUCUAGAAUUUGGGCCCGCGACGUACCUCCGAUUCAGGAGGUUUUCCUGCCCCAAAAGCGUAAUUAUCAAGGAGGAGUUGUUCGUGCUCUCGUCACUGAGACGAAGAAAGAAAAGGAGAAGAAACGGGUUCAGAAGGUUGUCACGGAAGCCAGCCUGGACGCUGACUUGGCCAAGGCUAUCGAGCUUCGAGCGGGAAUCGUCAAACCAGAUAUUGACAUGGAUGACCGGAGCUUCGACAUGAUCAACCUCUCUACGUGGGAGGACUCAAUCAUGUUCGACCCUAAGACAUUACCAAAGACUCGACCAGCCUUUCGGCCCAGUCUUACUACGCCAACAAACAGUACUCUUGAAUCUGGGGUUUGGACGCAGAGUAUCCUCUGGGACUCAAAGACGCCCUUUCGCGACUUCACACAAAUCGACCUGAGCUACCUCGAGGAUGCAUACGAAGACGAGGUUCAACGACCGGAGCCCCGCAUGAGAAAGCGCUUCCGGAAUGAAGCUGGUCAAGCUAUCGCCAAAGACAAGUUCAACCUCUCCAAUGACCACACAUACGAGGUAGCCAAAGAGACAAAGCUUGUUCGCCAGACCUUUGGUGCCUUGGAGGUCGAGCACGCUUACCCUGCUCUGAAACUGCAGCUUCCUUUUUACAAGAUCAGGCUCACAAAGCAGGAGUGCCGCUCCUUCCAUCGUCCGGCUCUUCACUUCCCUAUCAACCAGGAGAUCAAGUUCCAAAAAGUCAAGACUGCCCCCAAGUUGAAAGACAAAUCUGGUCGAAAGCUUGGCAAGGGCGGUGACUUUGGAGAGGGUUUGCGAAAAACAGGUGAUCUUACUCUAAAGGACACGAGCAAGUUUGUUCUUUGGGAGUACUCGGAGGAGCAUCCACCGACAAUUUCGAACUUUGGCAUGGGAAGCAUGCUCGUCAAUUACUAUCGUAAAAAGGACGAAAAGGAUGAGCACAUACCAAAGCGAGAAUUUGGUACUCCGUUCGUGCUGCAGCCCUCAGACGACACCCCAUUCUUGAAGCUAGGAUCCGUGGCCCCAGGUCAAACUGUUCCAGCUCUGUACAAUAAUAUGAUUCGCGCUCCAAUCUUUGAACACAAGGCCUCACCGACCGACUUUCUAGUGGUGCGGAGCACUGUAGCUGGCGAAUCAAAGUAUUAUAUUCGAGAAAUCAAGCAUCUCUUUGUACUGGGCCAGACAAUCCCAGUAACUGAGAUUCCCGGUCCCCAUUCGCGCAAGAUCACUACAACUGCGAAAAGCCGUUUACAACAGAUAUGCUACCGUCUCCUUCGGCGUUCAGAGGAGGAGCGCAUACGCAUCAUGCAACUGCCCAAGUACUUCCCUGAUCAGGACGAAACCCAGCUCAAACAAAGGCUCAAGGCUCACCUUCAAGAGUUUAUGGAAUACCAACGCAAGGGACCCCAUCAGGGCUUUUGGCGUCUCAAACCCAACUUGACAAUUCCUGAUGAAUCGACAAUUGUGAAAAUGGUCAAACCAGAAGAUGUCGUACUCACAGAGAGUAUGCAAGUUGGCCAACAGCAACUCUUAGAUGCCGGUUAUAGUGCGGACACCAACGAGGCAGACGACGAGCAGGCGACCAUUGUAAAGGCAAAAGAUGGAACGCCUUUGACCAUUACGCAACAGCUUGCGCCAUGGAUGACGACCAAAAAUGUCCUCCAAGCUGCCCAGCACAAGGCCAUGCUCAAGCUCUACGGCGAGGGAGACCCGACCGGUCGCGGCGAAGCGUUUAGCUACCUGAAGGUAUCCAUGAAAGAUGUCUUCGUUCGCGAAGGAGAGAAGAAACCUGGCAAGGGAGAGAUGAAUAAGUCUGGGCACAGAUACAAUGUCCAAGAGCAGCAAAAAGUUUACGCCCAGGAGAAGGAGCGAAUCUGGCAGGCGCAGAUGAGAUCGCUGAGCCGUAAAGACCCACCCGAACUCACUGAUGAAGAAGAUGAGCGACCGGCACUCAGAGCUCGGUAUGGAAGCGUCAUAGGUACACCUGCUGCCGACUCGGCUGCAUCUCCGUCUCCAAGUCACUCUUCACUUCCUCGUGCGGGUAGUCAGCAGCCUGGUGACAAGAUGGGUCAUAGAAUUCUUGUCAUCAGACGCGAGAAAAACGGUGUUCUGCAAAAACCAGAGGUCGUCCGGGAUCAAGUCGUCAUCGCCGCGUACCUCCGCAAGAAGGAGCAGAUGAAGUCUAUGGAUCUUUCUGCCGAUGCUUUAGCGCCGACUGGUGAUCAAAAGACGGACGAGAAGCGUGCCAAAGACCUCGAGUCACAGAUUGCCAAACUCAAGAGGAACCAGGAACGACGUAUCGAUCGCAAGAACAAGAAGAUUGCCAAGGAAGGUGGCGAACUGCUGGUCGCUGCGCCAAACGUCAAGUCUGAGACAACCCGCAAGUGUGGUAAUUGCGGCGAUGUUGGCCAUAUGAAAACCAAUCGCAAGUGUCCCAAAUGGGCGGAGUUCAACAAGGCCAAUCAGGCGGAGAAGGCUCAAACAACGCCUGUUGUUCACAAUUUUACGCCUGGUAUCGAUCCUAGUCUUUCUGGUACAUACUUCCCUCAGGCCCCGACUCCAGUUCUUCCGCCGCCUCGUCCGUCUCAAGCUGGACCCUCGUUCCCGCAACCCCUGCGACGACCAGCACCUGCGCCAGGCCCAAUGGCACCUCCACCCCUUCCUGCGUUUGCUCCUGCUGCCUCUUCCCCUCUAGCUAGUAAUCCCGCCUAUACGGCAUCUCAGGCAUAUGGAGAUGAUGGUGAUGGCGAUAGUUCCAUGCAGUAA
Messenger RNA from Serendipita indica DSM 11827, 3180 nucleotides. Lineage: Eukaryota; Fungi; Basidiomycota; Agaricomycetes; Sebacinales; Serendipitaceae. The record is from the annotation of a GenBank genome assembly.